UAUACAAAUAAAAAUUCAGUGGCCAUAAUGGAUGGUAUUGACGAGGGUCUUUUUUCAUGGUUUACAGUCAAUUUUCUUCUCAAUCGCUUGAAUGGUAAAUUAACAAAUACAGUAGCUGCUCUUGAUUUAGGUGGUGGAUCUAUACAGAUCACAUUUAUCCCUACUAAUAGUAAACAAAUUGUAAAAGAAUUACCAGAAUUUAUUACUGAGUAUUCGAUAAUGAAUGAAAAAGUUAAUUUGUAUAGCCACAGUUAUUUAGGGUUGGGAUUAAUGGCUGCACGAAAGAGUGUGUUUACUGUAGAUGGUGAUUUGUUAAAUGUUACUAGUCCGUGUGUUCAAGAAGCAGCUAAAGGAACACCCUACAAAUUUGCUCAAAAAACCUAUCACAUAACUGGGGCACCAUCAAAAAAAGGUCCAGCUGUUGAUUACUUGUUGUGUAAAAGUAUAAUUGAAGCUGUAGUUAAGACUGUAUACACUGACAAACCCAAAGAUUUGCUCAACCAGAAAAUAGUUGCAUUUUCAUACUUUUAUGACAGAGCUCAAGAUGCUGAUCUUGUCGGYGAAGAAGGAGGAGAUGUUACUAUUAAAUCAUUUUAUAAAGCAGCAGAGAAAGAAUGUUCUCAAACAAGUUAUAAUGAGUUACGUCCAUUUAAAUGCCUUGAUUUAACCUAUAUUUCUGUAUUAUUGGAACAAGGUUUUGGUUUACCUGUUGACACUUCAGUUUCUUUAUUAAAUACUAUUGAUGGGCAUGAAAUAAGCUGGGCGCUCGGAGCAGCUUACCAUAUUUUACAAAAUGGACUUUAACUCAAACUGCCAUUUUUCAAAAAACAAAACAACCAUGGUGAUUGAUGAUCAAAACAUAGUUUAUGUUCUAUUUUCUACUUUGUCAUGUCUAUUGUUUAAUUUUCUGCCA
Messenger RNA from Diuraphis noxia (Russian wheat aphid), 913 nucleotides. RefSeq names its product ectonucleoside triphosphate diphosphohydrolase NTPase (gene NTPase). NCBI's taxonomy places the organism in Eukaryota, Metazoa, Arthropoda, Insecta, Hemiptera, Aphididae. Gene Ontology annotation, molecular function: hydrolase activity. The record is from RefSeq and is a predicted model, not a curated record.